This is a messenger RNA of Salvia hispanica, 1029 nucleotides long. Lineage: Eukaryota; Viridiplantae; Streptophyta; Magnoliopsida; Lamiales; Lamiaceae. The record is from RefSeq and is a predicted model, not a curated record.
AUAUCAGCCGCGGUGAUGCUCAGAGGCUACCAGACAUACAUCAGGGCUUGCCCUUUCAAGAAAAUGUCCAAUCUCUUAGCCAACAAAACCAUCAGGAAACUCGCUGAUUCCGCCACAACCCUUCAUAUAAUCGACUUCGGCAUCCUCUACGGAUUCCAGUGGCCCUGCCUCAUUCAGGCGCUCUCCGAGAGGCGUGGUGGCCCCCCCAAGCUCCGCAUCACUGGGAUAGACUUCCCUCAGCCGGGCUUCCGCCCAGCUGAGCGGGUGGCUGACACGGGCGACCGUCUCGCCAGGUACUGCGAGCGAUUCGGGGUACCAUUUGAGUACACGGCGAUAGCGCAGAAAUGGGAGAGCAUCAAAGUGGAGGAGCUCAAGAUCGAGAGGGAUGAGCUGCUGGUGGUGAACUGCCUUUACCGGCUGCAGAACGUGCCGGACGAGACGGUGGUGGCCAACAGCCCGAGGGAUCAAGUGCUGACGCUGAUCAAGAGGAUCAACCCUGACAUGUUUAUCCAAGGAGCUGUCACCGGAACCUACAACACACCCUUCUUCGUGACGCGAUUCAGGGAGGCGCUGUUCCAGUACUCGUCCAUGUUCGACAUGUACGAGGCGACAGUGCCCCGGGAGGAUCCAAACAGGCUGCUGUUCGAGGAGGAGGUGUUCGGGAAGGACAUCACCAACAUUAUAGCGUGCGAGGGGACGGAGAGGCUCAACUGGCCGGAGACGUACAAGCAGUGGCAGGCAAGGACUGUGAGGGCCGGUUUCAGGCAGCUUGCGCUGGAUCAGCAGAUCGUGGGAUACGUCAGGAGCAAGGUGAAGGCAGACUAUCACAAGGACUUCUCGGUUGAUGAAGAUGGCAAAUGGAUGUUGCAGGGAUGGAAAGGCCGAGUUCUUCACGCUUUUUCUUGCUGGAAACCUACCAACAACUGAUUCUUCCCACUUUUUAAUUUAAGUAUUACAAGUAGUAGCUCAGAGAUUCUCUUUUGACCCAAGAUUUCUUACUAUAUUAUGAAUCCAAUAUUUCAUUUCUUA